Molecule: messenger RNA, 1572 nt
Organism: Orycteropus afer afer
Lineage: Eukaryota; Metazoa; Chordata; Mammalia; Tubulidentata; Orycteropodidae
Gene: CUNH8orf34
Product: chromosome unknown C8orf34 homolog
Source: RefSeq, a predicted model, not a curated record
AUGAGUUCGCCCCUUGCGGCGGAGUUGUCUGAGUUGGCGGUAUUGUCCCCGGGCUUCCGGCUGUAGGCGCCCCACACGCUCGCCCCGGCGGCUCCUGGAUCUGCCGCCCACGCCCGCGGUCAGGCACAGCCGCCGCGCCUGGGCAGCUGAGGGCGGAGCGUGCGUCCCGGCUCCAAGUCCAGGGAGAGGAGGGUCGUCCCUGGAGGAGGCGAACCGCCGCGUGCUCUGUCUGCACUAUCUCCGCAGCCUGGUCUAGGUCUCUCCAUGGCGUCUCAUCAGCAAACCCGGAUCCAGGCUUACCUGGAGAAGAACAAAAUCGGUCCGCUGUUUGAGGAAUUAAUGACCAAAUUAAUAACUGAGACACCUGACCAGCCAAUCCCAUUUCUUAUUGAUCAUCUUCAGUCUAAACAGGGAAAUCGUGGACAACUUCAAAGAACUUUGUCUGGUUCUGCAGCUCUCUGGGCAGAAAGUGAAACAUCAGAAUAUAAAGGAACAAGAAGGGAUUUCAGAAAUUAUGAUAAACCCUGGCAACUAAAUGCGAAGAAGCCUAAAAAGUCGAAAAGUGACAUUGCUGUGUCUAAUAUUUCUCCACCAUCAUCGGAAUCCAAAGCAUGUAAGGAAGCUUUAGAGCAUCCUAAAUGGAACUGGCGGACUAAACCAGACAGCCGUGAUUUUGAUGAAUUGAACCACAUCCUUCAAGAGAGCAAGAAGCUGGGAAAAGCCCUUGAGAAUCUCUCUCGAAGUAUUGCAAUUUCAGAUGAACUAGAUAAGGAAACAGUGGCUUUUAAUUCAUCUCUUCUGAGACCCCGUGUGAUAGGAGAAUGGAUUGGUCGAGAAGAAAAUGAUGCUGAUCCACUGGCUGCUGAAAUGCUGCAGCCCCCAAUUCCAAGAAGCAAAAACGAGCAGUGGGAAAGUGAAGAUAGCAGCUCUAGCCCUGCAGGAAGUUUAAAGAUGGAACCAAAGACUAAGGGAUUAAAACAGCAGCAACAGCAACAUAAGAAACUCCUGGCGGCAAUGCUGUCUCAAGAUUCUUUUGAGUCCAUCCACAGCCCUACCCCAUCUGUAACAGAAGAAGAUAUUGAUAAUGAAGAUGAUGCAAUGGAAUUGCUGGAGGAUCUUGACGAUUUAAGAAUGGAGGGAGUAACUACUCUCAUACCCUCUGGGAGCAAAUUUAACCAAGGUCGUGCGCCUCACCCUGCUGAACCUCAGGCCAAGGUCACCCUGAACAUCUGCUCUAGGUGUGCCAGGCUUCAAGGAGACAACUUGGCAGAAAGGACAGAAGAGACGUCACAGAUACUUUAUUCUCCAGAUGAAAUAAUCCCAGAUUCUUUGGAUUCAUUACCUGGAACUGAAGAAACCCUGAUGGAGGAAGGUGAAGAAUUUGAGAAAGCAUCUAAAUUAACAGGACAUGGUUUUAAGAUUCUGGAACGAAAUACUAAACAGCAGGUGAAGGCUACAACCUGGAGGCCAAAAAAGACGUUAAAUAAACUUAAAUCAUCCAAAUUACCCUGGGACUUGAGAAUACAUCUAGAGACCGGAAAAGAAUUCCUAAGUCUCUUGUGGUCACAGUGA